AUGUCUGGAUACGGUAACGACAACAACGACAGCUACGGCUCCUCCAACACCCGUGGCGGAGACGACUCCUACGGCUCCUCCAACAACAACUCCUCCAACAACGACAGCUACGGCUCGUCCAACACCCGUAGCAGCGACAACAACGACUCCUACGGCUCCUCCAACACCCGCAGCAGCGACAACAACGAUAGCUACGGCUCCUCUAACAAGAACUCCAACGACGACGACUCGUACGGCUCCUCUAACAAGUCCUCCGGCAACACUGACAGCUACGGCUCGUCUGGCAACAGCCGCGGCGACAACAACGACUCGUACGGCUCCUCUAACAAGAGCUCCUCUAACGACAACGACACCUACGGCUCGUCUAACAAGAACUCGUCCGACACCUACGGCUCCUCCAACAAGAACUCCUCCGACAGCUACGGCUCCUCGGGCAACACCGACAGCUACGGCUCGUCCAACAAGAACUCCAACGACAACGACGACUCCUACGGCUCCUCCAACAAGAGCUCCUCGAACACCGACUCCUACGGCUCCUCCAACAAGAACUCCUCCGACAGCUACGGCUCCUCGGGCAACACCGACAGCUACGGCUCGUCCAACAAGAACUCCAACGACGACGAUUCCUACGGCUCGUCUAACACCCGCUCCUCGGGCAACAACAACAACAGCAGCGAUUCUUACGGAUCCAGCAACAACAACAACAACGAUUCCUACGGCUCGGGAAACAACAACUCGGGAUCGUCGACGGUGGAUAAGCUUGUUGAUACGGCGACUGGUUUCUUGGGAAGGAGCGGGGGUAACAACAACAACAAUGAUAGCAACUACUAGAGUGGAUGAUACCUGUUUGUCCCUGGUGAUGGGGGUGUAGGGUUGCGAAUGAAUUGAAAUAACCUUUUUUUGAUGUUGGCUUUGGUUGUGACUAUGAUUUAUGAUUGUGG
Molecule: messenger RNA, 941 nt
Organism: Pseudogymnoascus verrucosus
Lineage: Eukaryota; Fungi; Ascomycota; Leotiomycetes; Thelebolales; Thelebolaceae
Exons: 4
Coding region: 1-831 (276 amino acids)
Source: RefSeq, a predicted model, not a curated record